UGUUGUCAUUCGGCACGCAAGUAACGGCGAAAAUACGUGCUAACAUUUUAUCCAUUUUCAAUGUGUAUAUUGGGAAUUCUCCACUCAUUUCACGAUCCAGCCGAUAAACUACGCGUGUGACUAUCUAAUUAUCAUGCAGUCUGCAAAAAUAAUUGAGGAAGCACUGGACUUUUUGUCGCAGGAAGCUCAAGAACUAUAUUUAGGCUCGAGAAUACCAGAAUUAUUCGAUUUACCCACAUCUCUACAGUUUACGCGGGAUUAUGUGGCUAAAAAUAUGCCCGUAGUUUUGAGAGGUUGCCUUCAUUGGCCCGCAAUUUCUAAAUGGAGUUCGAAAUAUUUCAGGUCUGCCAUGGGCAAUAAGGAAGUCACUGUGGCCGUCACGCCAAAUGGAUAUGCUGAUGGUAUCGCGAUACACGAGAAGAAGGAGUACUUUGUAAUGCCAGAAGAGCAGCAGAUGAAGAUGGGAGAUUUCCUGGACAAGUUGGAUAGUAAGAGUGACCUUAUUUAUUACAUUCAGAAACAAAAUUCAAAUUUAUCCACGGACUUUGAGGAACUCCUGGAAGACAUUGACGUCGAAUCACUGGAUUUCGCCAAGGAAAGCUUCAACAAAGAGCCUGAUGCCAUGAAUUUCUGGAUGGGAGACGAAAGAGCUAUAACAUCCAUGCACAAAGAUCCAUACGAAAAUACGUACUGCGUGAUAUCGGGCUACAAGGACUUUGUCCUGAUUCCUCCAGUUUGCUACCACACAGUGCCUAGAAAGGAAUUCCCAACUGCUGUCUACAGAACUGACUCCGCCGGCCAAAUGACGAUAGAACCCCAAAUAGACGCAGACACAAAGAAGCCCGUGACCAUCGAGUGGGUGAGUGUGGAUCCUCUCAGUCCUGAUUUGAAGACAUAUCCUCAGUAUUCAAAGGCCCUGCAGUUCGAGGUGCGAGUCAAUGCAGGGGACAUUCUGUACUUGCCUAGCUUUUGGUAUCAUCACGUUCGUCAGAGUCACAAGUGCAUCGCAGUGAAUUUUUGGUAUGACAUGGAUUACGAUGCCAGAUAUUGUUACUAUAGAAUGAUAGAGAAAUUGUGUGCCAAUGAAUCGUAAAUUCAUAAGAUAUUUCCUUGUGAAUAAAGUCACUGAAUAUUUCACGAGAUGAUUCAAUUAUUCUGAGAGACACAUUAAAUAUAA
Messenger RNA from Phlebotomus argentipes, 1177 nucleotides. RefSeq names its product bifunctional peptidase and (3S)-lysyl hydroxylase Jmjd7 (gene JMJD7). Bases 134 to 1093 code for a protein of 319 amino acids. The record is from RefSeq and is a predicted model, not a curated record. Gene Ontology annotation, molecular function: 2-oxoglutarate-dependent dioxygenase activity. Lineage: Eukaryota; Metazoa; Arthropoda; Insecta; Diptera; Psychodidae. The transcript is spliced from 6 exons.